Molecule: messenger RNA, 313 nt
Organism: Rubroshorea leprosula
Lineage: Eukaryota; Viridiplantae; Streptophyta; Magnoliopsida; Malvales; Dipterocarpaceae
Source: the annotation of a GenBank genome assembly
UCUCUCUCAAAACCUUCUCUUCCAUUUUCCACUCCACAAAAUGUUGAGAUCCGUGGCGAACUCUGCCUCCGCCAAGCAGCUCCUUCGCCGGAGCUACUCUACCGAGUCCCUCCCCGACAGGAAAGUCGCCGUCUUGGGCGCUGCCGGAGGGAUCGGACAGCCUCUCGCUCUUCUCAUGAAGCUCAACCUCGUCGUUUCCAGACUCGCUCUCUACGAUAUCGCCAACACCACUUGCGUUGCCGCCGAUGUCAGCCAUAUCAACACUAGAUCUGAGGCUUACCCCUAAACCAAUUAAUAUAAAUAACAAAAUAUA